AUGUCUGGCAGAGGCAAGGGCGGGAAGGGGCUCGGCAAGGGAGGCGCCAAGCGCCACCGAAAGGUGCUGCGCGACAACAUCCAGGGCAUCACCAAGCCGGCCAUCCGCCGCCUGGCUCGGCGCGGCGGCGUGAAGCGCAUCUCGGGGCUCAUCUACGAGGAGACGCGCGGCGUGCUGAAGGUGUUCCUGGAGAACGUGAUCCGCGACGCCGUCACCUACACCGAGCACGCCAAGAGGAAGACGGUGACGGCCAUGGACGUGGUCUAUGCUCUCAAGCGCCAGGGACGCACCCUCUACGGCUUCGGCGGCUAGAUUUGAUUGCUGAGAUAGGUUACGCAUUCAGAACACAAAGGCUCUUUUCAGAGCCACCCAAGUU
Molecule: messenger RNA, 376 nt
Organism: Gymnogyps californianus (California condor)
Lineage: Eukaryota; Metazoa; Chordata; Aves; Accipitriformes; Cathartidae
Product: histone H4
Exons: 1
Coding region: 1-312 (103 amino acids)
Biological process (GO): nucleosome assembly
Cellular component (GO): nucleosome
Molecular function (GO): DNA binding; structural constituent of chromatin; protein heterodimerization activity
Source: RefSeq, a predicted model, not a curated record